AUGGCCACUUGCAAAGCGGUACAAGCAAUUUUAAAAGUAAAUAAGUUGGCUGCUUUAUUAAGAUUUAUUGCGCAAGGUUCUUAUCAGUUAGGAAUAGGUAACGAGGGCAUUGUUGGAAUGGCGCAGUCAACACUGUCCGUAAUAAUUAAUGAAGUAUUGAAUGCAUUGGAGAGCACAAUUUGUCCUAAGUAUGUUUCAUUUAUAAAUACAGGAGCAGAAACUUGUGCGACAAAGCUUUAUUUUUAUGAAAAAUGUGGUAUUCCGGGCAUCAUUGGCGCUAUUGAUGGUACACAUAUAAAAAUUGUAUCAUUAAAAAACACACAACAUCUAUAUUUCUGCAGAAAAGGAUAUCACAGCAUAAAUGCUAUGAUUGUAAGUAUAUAUGAGUUAAUGUUCGAACACAUGCCAAAUUAA
Messenger RNA from Teleopsis dalmanni, 414 nucleotides. RefSeq names its product putative nuclease HARBI1. The record is from RefSeq and is a predicted model, not a curated record. Lineage: Eukaryota; Metazoa; Arthropoda; Insecta; Diptera; Diopsidae. Bases 1 to 414 code for a protein of 137 amino acids. The transcript has a single exon.